Thelazia callipaeda (thelaziosis nematode) is the source of this 768-nucleotide messenger RNA. Lineage: Eukaryota; Metazoa; Nematoda; Chromadorea; Rhabditida; Thelaziidae. The record is from the annotation of a GenBank genome assembly.
AUGCAGUAUUUCAAUACCGAAGUGACUUUAAUCAGCAAUGGUGCCGUUUAUGCACAAGUCAUUUUGACAGUUCGUUCAACUUGUUCUCUUGAUUUCUCUGCAUAUCCUAAUGACAUUCAAAGUUGCUUGCUGACUAUGUUUACACCAUUGCCUAUGUCCAGACUAAGGUUCUCGAGAUGGACUUCUCUGACCCGAAAAUCAAGUAUAUUUGGUAGUUUGAUGGAUGAGAAAAGAAUCAUUCGUUCGGGUGAAUUUGAAGUUACCAAUUUAUCUGCAACGCCACUCUUCAUCCUUCGAUUUGGCAAAAUUACGGUUAAUGAGAGCGCGGAUCAACCCGAUUUGAUGCGAUCAAUAAUACGUUUUGAGAUAAAAUUUCGGAGAGUAGGAUAUUAUUAUCUGAUGACUGUUGCCUUACCACUGUUUUGCUUGGCAACAGCUACAUACAUAGUGGGAACAGUUGCAAGUGAUUCCAAUUCUAUAGUAUGGCUGAUGUUGUGUCUUGUCGUUCAGAUUAUGAAUUAUACUCAGAUGCUUAAUAGGCUACCACCAAAUCAGCACAGUAUUCCUCUUUGUGCAAAAAUGGCCACUCUGAUAAUGUUGGAAACGUCUGCAUUGAUCUUAUAUCGAGCGGUGACUACAUUUUGUCAUAACUGCUCUACUGAGAAAGCAGAGAUAUUGAAAUAUUGGUCAACAUCAAAGGUUGAGAAAGCACUUCGCAUACUACUACUUUUUCACACUGGUGUUAACGGAAUCUUGUUGUUCUAUUAA